GCCUGCGCUCUGCUCGGAAUCAAAGUCUCACAGGUACGAGUACGAGUACCUCUGUCCAUACUACGAGACAAUACUUCAGCUAUACCGCAGUCAAAGAAACCUCAGUUUGGACUGUCACAGCUUGAAUUACGAAACUCUCUCUCUUCACUCAAACCAGCGCCCUGCUGGUGGCUUCCCAUCGUUAUGAAGCCCCAAAACACAGCUUUACGACAGCUCUUUCGAGCCCGCUCGUAUCGCUUGCAGACAAACUCCUCCCAUGACCUCUGUCCUCUAAUGUCUGGUCUUUAUCUUGGCUCUCAGCGAACUUUCCACUCCUCCACGUCACGCAGGGCGUCCACCACAACCACUGAGCACGCCGUCUCGACCCCUAAGUCGCAAAAGCCGGCAAAAGCACCAUCUUCUACGACCAUGACGACAAAGCAGCGGCUGGAAGUUGCCCGGAAACGAGCCGCGCAGAGACUCAAGGAUGAACAGGCCGAACAGGAACGGAAUUUCAAACUUGGUGGCCUCUCGUCGUCAAGCUUGUUCGGCGAAGAUCUCGUCCAACGUAAAGAGUCCGGGGUACAAGAGGAUGAAUCAUUGCUGCAACGUAAUCCGGAGAAUAUGGCCCAGGUCCUCAACCCUCGUCCUACCGCCCGGUCGAGAUGGCAACGGAAGAUGGUGAUCAGGGACCUGAGACGUCGGGGUCGACCCAACAAAGAGAUGAGGAUUGCACGGUCGGAACGCAAUCAUCUAUCUCGGUCGCAUUUCUUCAAGACGUCGAUGAAGAAGCUGGCCCCGCUUGCUCGACAGAUUGCAGGCAAAUCCAUCGACGAAGCCAUCCUGCAAAUGAGAUUUUCCAAGAAAAAGGUGGCUCAGGAGGUGCGGCAACACCUGAUCCAGGCCCGCGACGAAGCCGUCGUCAUGAAGGGCAUGGGUCUCGGGGCCGCUCAGGGCGGCAGCGAGGAUGCGACGACGACGCCCGCCGGUCAAGAUCCCAGCGAAACCCGGCCUCUUCCUCACCAAACGCCCGCCAAAGCUCUCAAGAAAGGUCACACCCCUGAACAGACCGAUAUUUAUGUGGCACAGGCAUGGACGAAUCGAGGUCCGUAUGGAAAGGAGCCUGAGUUCCGAGCACGAGGCCGUGUGUACAUGUUGCGUCCUCCGCAGACCGGCAUCAGCGUGCUCCUGAAGGAGGAGAAGACGCGGACCAGAGAAAAUGCGGAAAAGGAAGCCAAGGCGUUGAGGAAGAGGAUGGGAAAGAGUAUGUGGGUUCACUUGCCCGAUAGAAAGAUUACUGCUCAACGACAACAUGCUCUCUGGUAGAGAGGAGAGCAUGCCAUGGCAGUUCCGUAUACUUUGGUAUAGCUUGUAUAAAAUUACUCUAAUCUAUCUAGAUUUGUACACUC
This is a messenger RNA of Exophiala oligosperma, 1388 nucleotides long. RefSeq lists its product as uncharacterized. Gene Ontology annotation, molecular function: structural constituent of ribosome. The transcript has 2 exons. Gene Ontology annotation, biological process: translation; ribosome assembly. The record is from RefSeq and is a predicted model, not a curated record. Gene Ontology annotation, cellular component: mitochondrial large ribosomal subunit; ribosome. Lineage: Eukaryota; Fungi; Ascomycota; Eurotiomycetes; Chaetothyriales; Herpotrichiellaceae. The coding region runs from base 184 to 1305 and encodes 373 amino acids.